AUGGCAGCCUCAGUCCUUUUUUCAACUGCCACCCCUAAGUUCGUUUGUCUCCUUCGGAACCAACGCCCCCACCAUCACUUCACGUCUUUAUUCAUCCACCCCAGACACAAUGUCAGCGAAUUGGACCACCGGCCGAAACUGGCGAGGCGACAACAGCGGCUCUCGAUCAGGGACACACCGGCAGCAGGGAAACCUUCGGCAGGAUUCCCAGACCAUGAGCCCGAGCACGGACGAAGCGCUACGAAGAUCGCGGAGGGCAAGCGCAUCUACCUCGGCAACCUCCUCUACGAAGUCAAGCCCAGUGAGAUCGACGAUAUGCUGACUGCAAAUGGCUUUCGAGAAGACGUCGAGAAUGUCCAUAUAUCCAUCGACGCCGUCACAGCGCGUAACCCAGGAUACUGUUUUAUCGAUUUCACGAGCUCCGACAGCGCACAGUCAGCGCUUGAGAGCCUGGCAGGCAGUACCAUUAGGGAUCGGCCUGUGAAGGUCGGGCCGUGCAAGCCCAAGGGGGCCGAGAGAGCAUGGAGGAAGCCCGACUACAAGCCGACAUCCCAAAGAUGGGGUGAUUGGAGAGCCCAGCGCCCGAGCGAUGACGAAGGCCGUGCGUCUGACAGCCGAGAGUCACAGCAAGGACCCCACAAAGCCCUAGAGCACUUCCAAGGCGUAAAGGAGAGUGGCGCAUCAGCUAGAAUUUAUCUUGGCGGACUUGGCAAGAUGAGCAACCAGGGAGAGCAUGAUGAGGAGGUUCAAAAUUUGCUUGACGGCUUCAGCAUCGUCGCCAUCAGCAAACGGAUUACUCCACAUCCAUCGACACAAACAAAGCCUGGCAAUCAUCAUUACUGUUUCGUAGAUUUUGAGACCAAGGCUGAUGCCGAGGCUGCCAUCCGCCUCUUGAAUGGCAGAGCUAUUCCGGGAGGCAGGCUUCGUUUGUCCAUGGCCCAUGGGCUUCCUACUAGCGCCAGGGAGUAACCGAGCUCACAAUACGAUGAUCUCAAGUGCUGGCACUUCGCAUCGUUGCCGGACAACAUGACACUGAUCACUUUUAAAACAAUUGGUAAUGAGUUUUUGAUUAUUGUGAUUCUGGCCAAUAAACCCCCCCCCCCAAAGUCUUGC
Messenger RNA from Diaporthe batatas, 1113 nucleotides. RefSeq lists its product as uncharacterized. The transcript is spliced from 2 exons. Lineage: Eukaryota; Fungi; Ascomycota; Sordariomycetes; Diaporthales; Diaporthaceae. Gene Ontology annotation, molecular function: RNA binding. The coding region runs from base 1 to 969 and encodes 322 amino acids. The record is from RefSeq and is a predicted model, not a curated record.